Molecule: messenger RNA, 696 nt
Organism: Symbiodinium necroappetens
Lineage: Eukaryota; Dinophyceae; Suessiales; Symbiodiniaceae
Source: the annotation of a GenBank genome assembly
AUGAAGAGGAGUCCUGGUUCGAGGUCCCAUGGAACCAGGGCUCCCUUGGGACAUAGCGGAGCCCGAUCCCCUCAGUUCGCCUCGAGCCGGAUUCCCUCAGUGAGCCGAGCCGUCUCAGCCAUCUGCAAUCGCAGGCCGGAGUCUCCCUGCAUGGUGGAGUUUGUCGGGGGAAAAAUGCGCUGGCGCUUUGUGGAAGAGGACUUCCUUGAGCCGGAGUCGCCAGCCAGGCGCCAGGUGCCAAAGAUGCAGAGUCAUCAGAGUCGCAGCCAGCCGAACUUGCAUGACGUCACGAUUGCUGCCGGGUGGGGUGAGAAAUCGGAGAAAGAGCGAAGACUCGCCAAGCUCGUUUCCAAACUAGGAUACUGCCCAGGUUUGCCGAGACGUGGCUUCGAAUCUCGAUUAAGCAGCUUCCUUCCGGCUGAAUUUCGAGCCGGGUCCUUCAGCAACUAUCGACCGAAGCCUCCACCGCAGAAAUCCAGCUACUCUGGAGAUGUGAACCUGGAGACCCGGCAAAACCUCCGCAUUCUGGAGUUGCCGCCAGAUGGUGACCGGCUGGUUGUCAGACGCUGGGGUCCAGGAUUCUUCGAGUUGCCACCGAAACCAAGCCCGGACAGUGCUCCGAGAGGCAUGGACCAGCCAAAACCCUUUGUGUCCCAUGGCAAUCCCUCUCCUGACAUAGAGUCUUCCUUGCCAUGA